UCUUUCAAACAGUGCUGCAGUCGAAAUAUGUAUAGUAUAUGUCAUAUAGGCAAGUUUUACUUUCAUUAGGCUACUGGACUGUGCAACGUGUUGCCAAUUUAGUGUUUAGUGUACUCAUAAUUUAAAAAAAAGAAGGCUUGAUGCACCAGACAUUAUUGGUAAUCAUGCUUUCUGCAGUAAAAAUGUACUGCACUAAAACGUUUUGGAUGGGAGGCAAUGAAAUUCAAGUUGCAGUAUCCUAUUUUCAAUUGCUUUAAGAAAACACUAUCACACCUGCGUUUGGGUUCCACCCUUGAUUAUUUGGAAAGCUAUCUGAGCUAAAGCAUAGCUAUUUUUAACAGGAGUAGCAGGGCAUAUUUUAAAUGGUCCCUUUUCACCACUCUAUCCUGUGGUGGGGGAGAAAAAUACCCCUGAAGUACCCCAAGGAGACUAUGGUUGCCAUGUCUUGAAAUGAAAAGAGCACCGUUAAUCUGACAGUCUAAAUAUUGCUUCUUCACUUCAGUGAAUUUAUCCGUGCAUCUUGCAAUGAUCUGAACCGGAGGUAGGGGGGGGUGAUCUAAUUGAGGAAUGUCAUCUCUACGGGAAUUCGCCUGCCUGAGCCAGUCAUUGAGAUGAAUGGAAGGGGAGGCGCACUCAUUGGCUUGCAUCAGUGAUCCGGGAGGCUGCUGCUCGCUGAUGAUGUAGAGGCAUCCCCCCACGGUGAGGCGGAGGUGGCUGGUUUCUACCGCUGUCGCCUUCAGCAGUCUCGAAUCCCAGUGAAGGACAAGCGCGCAAUAUCUCGCAGCUCUCCUUACGCUCUGGCGCGGGUUUCCUGGACUACCAACUAUCUCGCGCGCAGCUUCAAGCUCUGUUGAUCCGGCCAACAAGUAACGGCGCUCGUGUGAGAGCCCCGGGGAUUUCACGUUUCGCCGGAGCAAACAAGGUAGGGCGGUCGAACCCAAACUGACAGGUGCUCAGGUUCAGUCCGAUGGCUCUCUCUACGCCGGUUAAGAGGACUCGGAAAUGGAGGGAGGACUUGCAACAGUUUCGGAGGAGCCACGGCCUCUCCAAGAAAGCUCUGCUCAGCUGCUGCCUGGUGAACCGCAUCGUAGCCUGGGCGUCGCCCAGCACUAAAGACAGCGUGGAGGAUGAGCUGGAGCUGUCCACGGUCCGCCACCGUCCAGAGGCCCUGGAGCAGCUGGAGGCCCAGACCAGGUUCUCCAGGAAGGAGCUGCAGAUCCUCUACAGAGGCUUCAAAAACGAAUGCCCGAGUGGGGUCGUGAACGAGGACACCUUUAAAGACAUAUAUUCACAGUUCUUCCCACAGGGAGAUGCAUCGACGUAUGCACAUUUUCUGUUCAAUGCAUUCGACACAGACCACAACGGAUCUGUGAGUUUUGAGGACUUUGUCAUGGGUCUCUCGAUUCUGCUACGGGGUUCAGUCCAAGAAAAACUCAACUGGGCGUUUAAUUUGUAUGAUAUUAAUAAAGAUGGAUAUAUAACUAAAGAGGAAAUGUUAGACAUAAUGAAGGCUAUUUAUGAUAUGAUGGGGAAAUGCACAUACCCAAUACUGAAAGAGGAAGCACCCAGACAGCACGUGGAAAUCUUCUUUCAGAAAAUGGACAAAAACAGGGAUGGAGUGGUGACCAUAGAUGAGUUCAUCGACUGCUGCCAAAACGAUGAAAAUAUAAUGAGGUCGUUGCAGCUCUUUGAAAACGUAAUUUAACUUGAGACCGGCUCAGAACUACUCUGGCACCCCCCCCCCCCCCCCCCCCCCCCUUUGUCUCCAUCAAUUUCUUAUCAGAACGUUCAAAUUCAUACUGCAUAAAUGACGUCAUCAGCGACGCGUUGGGAAGGAUAUGUCUGUGUAUUAUGCAAAAUAAGCUUGGUUGACCGCUAUGAUCCCAUUCGAUUGUUGUUCUUCUUUUAUGUUUUCUUUAAAAAAAUAAAUAAAUUCAAGAAACCGUAGGCUCCUUUUUAGUUUAGACCUCAUGCCUUUUUAUGUUAAAAGAUAUGAACGAUUCUAGAACUUUUAAUGUAUGAAAGCACUGCAUAUUCCAGCAUUUACACCUGUACUGUUGAGUUUCAGUUUGAUCAACCUACGCUCUUUGUCUCCUUAACCGUGUGUAUAGUUUUGUAUUAAUUGCUGUUAGAAUCUUCAGUCAGGACAAGAUCUGCUUCCAGCAUGCACCAAACAAUUUUUUGUAAUUAAAUUUUAGUUUUUGGAGUAUCGCUCAUGCCCGUAGUCUGUGAACUUCGAUAAAGACCAUGCACAUGCGACUCGUAACUCGGUGUACUGACAUUCCUGUUAGAAUCUUGAACAUUCACUUCCUGGUUUUUGGCGUGCCCCGCUUCCAGACAAUAGCGAUGUCGGAAAUGACUGGGCCUACGUCAGCGAUUUGACGGGAUGGUGUGGUCACUAACAACUGGCAGGCAGAGACUGGAGUGUGUUUGAAAGCCCGUGCAGGUAUACCUGUCCCAAGCACUGGAAAUGCCUUCAGGCCAGUACAUUUUCAAUUUCAUUUUCAUUUUUAAAAAGUCUGUAGUCUAAUUAAUUUUUAUGGUAAUGUGACAGAUUUUCUUCAGCUUAUGAUGUAUAUUUAGUUUCAAAUUUCAAGACUAAUGUGCUUCCCUCUGCCUGAAGCAAGUACCUGUUUCCGUCAGAUACAUUACCUAGUUCUUCUCCUACCUGGAAUUAAAAUCUACAUUCCCAGAUUUUUUAAGAAAUGUAAACACUUGGACUGAACUGAAUUUUGUAGUAACUGUAUAAAGUUUUUCGUCAACAUCUUCAGGGGUAGGAAGCCGUGUCCGUCUGGCGAAGGGUCCAGAGAUCCAAUGCUAACCAGCUGGAUAUUCGCACCGCGCAGUCGUGCUUUAGCCCACCGCACAGCCAGUGCGAUCUCUCGCCUUACUGCCCGUGGGCUUCGUUAUUGUACACGCCUUUCCUUUGUGUGUGUAGACUUCACAACUUCAAAAAUAAGUUAUAUAUGAAAGAAAGAUUUCUGUGUCUGCUAACAGAAGAGAAGUAGAACACCCUCGGAGACGUCUCAUCCAGAGUUUCGGUUGAUCAAAUUGAAGCCUCUUGGCUUAUUCAGUCUGGAGCAGGUGCUUAGCUCUGUGUGCUUAUGGAAGCCUCAUGUGUGACUGAGGUCUGUGGACGUGUGAAACGAGGACUCCUUUUACAGUGACCGUUUCUCCUCGUGAGCUCUGUUUCUGCUUUGAUAUUUGUGUUUGCUCGCCGAGCGUCCGCUUUCUGUUUUGCAAUACAACCGAAUCACAAGCACAAAUGAACGUGAACUAGCUGUUGAAAGGUGAAUGUGUGGCAACAUGAAUCAUUUAGUGUAAUGACCUUAAUUUAUUUGCUUAGUAGAUGGCAUUGUCAUGGGCCACUUUUGAGCUUACAUUGCAUAUUUCUUAUUUUUUCCCCACUAUGGACUGUUUAUUCUGCACAGUAAGAACUUUAUAUAAAGUACUGCACCUCGAUCAAGUAGUGCUAUAUCGAGGAUUUGAACCCAUAUCCCCCUGUCUGCAAGUUCGGUUCCCCUGGCAUUAAACCUCCCCUCUGCCUGAAUACACACACAACCUCCUUCAGGUUUAAUUUGAUUUUGUGUACUGCUAUAAAUUAUUUCUUAAUCCCAUGUUAAAAUCUCUGAAAUGUCUUUGCUCAAGUGUGACUUCCAAAACCCUGAACAGCUACUCAUUUCAACACAGGAAAUGAAAAAGAAAUGAAUUGCUGACACUGUAUAAUUCUAAGAAAUGUAUAUAACAUUAUAUAAAUGACUUGAACCUCAUAAUGAAUUUCCAACUAGAAUGUAAAGUAUCCCCUAUUUGAUUUCCAUCAUCAUGUUGGAUAAUAGAUGUACCAGUAGAAGCACACAGGUAGUUUAAUUUACCUCAAGUAUGCAAUGAAUGAAAUGAUACUCUACCAUGUAGAAUGAGGCUGGUUUGUUAACUUUACAUGUGUAUAUUUCCUGUAUAUGAUAAUUUGUCUUUUCACAAUAUUUAUGGGUUAUUUUUAAGUUCCGAUGACAUUGUGUUCACAGAAUCUUGUAAAAGCAGAACCUUUUUUUUUUUUAAGGAUACUCAUUGUAAAACAGGUGAUACAGUAGGCUACAUGUAAAGAGCAUAUAUUUUAACGAGAAGAGAUCUUUGGCUUGUGGAGUGUUAUUUAAGUACCACUCUGAUUUAGGCUGUUAUAAAGUCAAUGGAAACACUACUUGUUUGAGGGGCAGAAAGUGAAAUGGUGGCAAGUAUUCCAGUUCAUUCCAUGCACAAGGAUUGAUUUCCUUAUUUGCAGUGGAUUUGCACUAAGCUCAUUCGUUCUGUGUCUGGCACGUGCCCCGCGUACAUAUCCCAGCCAAUCAGGGCCCAGAUUCUCAUUUGCAUCAUGAUUGAUUAGCCACUGCUGUCUCUGAUUAGGGCAUUGAUCUGUUCUGGGAAAUCAGACUGAAAGGAAAAUAAUUGGCAGGUCCGAGAUCCGCCCGGCAGCAGUGCAUGCUGGGUAACGGAUUCACACCCUCACAUCACCUUUCCUGCCCUGCAGCUUCAGGAAGUCACUAAAAAGCUUUAUUCAGGUUCUGACCAUCAGCGCUGUUGGUAAGAGAAGCAUUUGUCCGGGGGAAAUUAACUAAAAACUGUGAAAAUUGAACUUUUGUGGGGGGGGAGGUGAAAAAUCUGUAUUGUGUAAAUCAUAUGGAUGUGUGAAAUGGUGGGAGAAGCUAAGAGUUGCUCCUUAGAAUACUGUGGAAAGGCUAUGACGCUUGUAAUCCUUUUGCAAGGAUGUUAUUCAAUUGCUGUAGUGUAUAGAAUCCUAGUUUUACUGGCAUGUACGAAGGUAGCGAGUGAGAUGAAGGCAAGAGUUAAUGUUGUCAUUAAAGACUAAACAUUACAAUGGCGACACCUACUGGUAGCUUUUUUUUUUUGUUUUUUGUUUUGUUUUUUUACAUUUUUGAGCAAUAAACUUGCCUCACACAAGGGCUGAGUCUGAAACAGCUUGCUUGCCUGCUAUUGAGUAUACAAGUUACAUUUUGUAUUCUCAAUGGUAAGGCCAGCAAGCUGUUUCAGACACAGCCAAAAAAAAUGCUAUUUUGGCAUACUGACUUAGGCCAUGUGUCCAUGUGUUAUGGAGAGGAAAGUGAAUCUAUUUGUUGUCUAACUUGGCUCGUUUACAUUGAAAGAUUUUUUUUUUUUUAAACUGAAUUUUAAUUUCAGUCGUCAAUUAUUUGUUCGCCGUACACCGAUAUGCAAAUAUCUUCAACAUUAUCUACAACAUUUUUAAUAAUACAAGAAACAAAUAUGACCGGGGGGGUCUAAAGACUGCCGAUUCAAGAAUGUAUUUGUUUUAGCCCAAAUGCUAAUUUUGAGGAGACUGCAUUCAGGGAAAAGCACAGCCCCUGCCGAAUACACACUGCAAUAUUGCUCCUGACCGUGAGCCUCUGUGACAUUUCCACCAUUCCCAGCGCUGAUAGGUUUUGUCAAUAGCAGCCGAGCUCACAGAACGCUAAUCGCGGUGGUCCAGAAUGCGAACCCAAAAAUCCCAUUUCUCACCUGACCCCCAUUCUGACCUCACUCAACAAAUGCCAUUUUAAAACACCAACCGUAGACUUUUAUUCAUUGCCUAUGCUGCCAUUAGAGAUUUGGUGGGGGGGUGGGGAAUUUAUGAUAAAAAGGUUUGACAGUGUGGAAAUAGCCAGUUUGCAUCGACAUGUUUGCCUGUUUAGAAGGAGGGGUAUCCGAACAGCAGAUGGGUUUGUGGGUACCGUCUCUGUUCUGCUGAGGAGGUCUCUGUGGGAAGGCCACUCUGCUAGCAUCAGUGAGUAGGUAUUACCAGAGUAGUCCAACUUGAUGUACACUUGAGUUUACAGUCGUGUCUUUGUGUUAUUAGAUGUGUACAUUUUAUAACAAAGAUUCAAUAAAACCGCUCAGAAUGUU
Molecule: messenger RNA, 5910 nt
Organism: Anguilla rostrata (American eel)
Lineage: Eukaryota; Metazoa; Chordata; Actinopteri; Anguilliformes; Anguillidae
Product: Kv channel-interacting protein 4
Exons: 10
Coding region: 968-1705 (245 amino acids)
Biological process (GO): regulation of potassium ion transmembrane transport
Cellular component (GO): voltage-gated potassium channel complex
Molecular function (GO): potassium channel regulator activity; calcium ion binding
Source: RefSeq, a predicted model, not a curated record